ACCAACAUUAAAAACACAUCCAAAAUAUUCUAGAACCCUCUUAUUAUUUGCAGAAAACCCCCUCCUGAACUUUCUAGGGUUUUGUUAUCCUCUUUCUUAACCAAUCCACCAUUUUAUCAUUACUACCCAUAUCUUUUCCUACACACUCCUCUCACUUAGCCUAUCACCACUUUCCUUUCUCAUUUGUUUCAGUUUGAUAGCUGAAGAAAUGGCAGCUGCACAGUUGACCUCCGCUGCUUCCUCAAUUUCAGCAGCAAAAGGAUUUGCUUCAUUUGAAGGUCUGAGAGCUACGCAGUCUGUGAAUAUUGCAUCGUUUUCACCUCUGAAGCAGAAUGGACUAUCUUUCAGGUCGUUCCGUGGCCUUGUUGUCAAGGCGGCUACAGCUGUUGCCCCUAAGUACACAACUCUCAAGCCAUUGGGCGAUAGAGUGUUGGUGAAGAUCAAAACAGCUGAGGAGAAGACAUCAGGUGGUAUCUUGCUACCUACAGUAGCACAAUCAAGACCCCAGGGGGGCGAGGUUGUUGCUGUAGGAGAGGGCCGGACCAUUGGAAAGAACAAGGUGGAGAUUAGUCUGGAGAAUGGGACGCAAGUGGUAUACUCCAAGUAUGCAGGAACUGAAGUCGAAUUCAAUGGGACCAAUCAUCUCAUAUUGAAAGAGGAUGACAUUGUUGGUAUUCUUGAAACUGAUGACAUUAAAGAUUUGAAGCCCCUUAAUGAUAGAGUCCUCAUUAAGGUAGCCGUGGCUGAGGAGAAAACAGCUGGUGGUUUGUACUUGACCGACGCGAGCAAGGAGAAGCCUAGCAUCGGAACAGUUGUUGCUGUUGGGCCUGGUCCCCUCGAUGAGGAAGGCAACAGGAAACCUCUGUCAGUUGCACCUGGAAACUCAGUUUUAUACUCCAAGUAUGCAGGGAAUGAUUUCAAGGGUGGCGAUGGGUCGGAAUACAUAGCUUUGAGGGCGUCGGAUGUGAUGGCUGUCCUUUCAUAGGUAUAUCGAGUCAUAGUUUUGGCACGUUAAGUUGUACCGGGAAAGUGAGAAUGAGAAGACCGUGGUGGUGUAGGUCGAAUGCCGAUUGUCAUUUAAGUGUAACGAAAUUUUCUUGAGAAUUUGGUAGCAUUGUUCAAGAAUCAAGACACUAGAUGGAGGCUGCUUGCUCAUGAUUUGUGUUGCUUCAUCCAUUCUCCAACUACCGUAUUAAAACCGAGUCAUGAAUUUGAUUCAGCUUUAAUAUUUUGUGCCUGAGCUGGACGUAAUAAUUAUAUACUUGGAGUUCAUUUUAUUUGACGAUUUAA
This is a messenger RNA of Salvia miltiorrhiza (redroot sage), 1290 nucleotides long. Its product is annotated as 20 kDa chaperonin, chloroplastic. Bases 209 to 985 code for a protein of 258 amino acids. Gene Ontology annotation, molecular function: ATP binding; protein-folding chaperone binding; transition metal ion binding. The record is from RefSeq and is a predicted model, not a curated record. The transcript is spliced from 6 exons. Gene Ontology annotation, cellular component: chloroplast; mitochondrial matrix. NCBI's taxonomy places the organism in Eukaryota, Viridiplantae, Streptophyta, Magnoliopsida, Lamiales, Lamiaceae. Gene Ontology annotation, biological process: positive regulation of superoxide dismutase activity.